UGCAUCUCUUCCUUUCUUCCUGAUGGAUGGUACCAUCUCUGAUCCCUGGGUCUCCAAGGCCAGUGGGACGGUGCCAACUUGAAAACACGGCUCUGAAUGUGGGACCUGGGACUGAUAACGUCAGAAUCAUGGCUGGAUGGAUGGCUGGGGCCAAGCGCUAUAAAAAGCCGUGUCAGGGUGCUGCAUAAGUGUCCCGCCAUGGUGCUACCUGGGCUGUGGCUGCUGCUGCUGCUGCUGCUGGCUGGCACCCGAUGGCUGUGGGGCCAGUGGAAAUUCUGGAACCUACACCUCCCUCCUCUUGCCCCGGGGUUCCUGCACUUUCUACAGCCCAACCUCCCCAUCUACCUGCUGGGCCUCACCCGGAAACUCGGGCCAGUCUACAGAAUCCGCAUGGGGCUGCAAGAUGUGGUGGUGCUGAAUUCUAAUAGUACCAUUAAGGAGGCCCUGAUCAAAAAAUGGGUGGACUUUGCUGGCCGACCCACGGUACCAUAUGAGAAGCUAGACUUGGACCUGUCACGAGGGGACUACUCUUCGACAUGGAGGACCCACAAGAAACUCUCUCGUUCAGCUCUGAUGGUGGGCAUGCGAGGCUCCACGGAGCCCAUAGUAGAGCAGCUGACCCAGGAAUUCUGCAAGCGCAUGAGAGCCCAGGCUGGCGCCCCCGUGGACAUCCACCAGGAAUUCUCUUUUCUCACCUGCAGCAUCAUCUGCUAUCUUACUUUCGGAGACAAGGAUGACACUUUGGUGCACACUGUCCAUAGCUGUGUCCAGGACUUGAUGCAAGCCUGGAGCCACUGGUCCAUCCAAAUCUUGGAUAUAAUUCCCUUUCUCAGGUUCCUCCCCAAUCCGGGCUUCGCUCCCCGAGCUGGACACUCAGCCUGCUCCCCCUGCCCUCUGCAGGACAGCCGGGUAGCAGGCCAGUGGAGGGACAUGAUCGACUACAUGCUUCAAGGGAUGGAGCAGCUAUCAGAGGGCCAUGGUGCGGGAGAGCUCCACGAGGGGCACGUGCACAUGUCUGUGGUGGACCUUUUCAUCGGUGGCACCGAGACCACAGCCACCACGCUCUCCUGGACAGUGGCUUUCCUGCUUCAUCACCCUGAGAUCCAGAAGCGACUGCAGGAAGAAUUAGACCUCAGGUUGGGCCCCAGUGGCGGCAGCUCCCAGAUCCUGUACAAGAACCGAGCACAGCUGCCUCUACUCAUGGCCACCAUCGCUGAGGUGCUGCGCCUGCGGCCGGUGGUGCCCCUGGCCUUGCCCCAUCGCACCACUCGGGCUAGCAGCAUCUCUGGCUAUGACAUCCCCAAGGACACAAUCAUCAUCCCCAACAUCCAAGGUGCCAACCUGGAUGAGACGGUCUGGGAGCUGCCCACCCAGUUCUGGCCUGAUCGCUUCCUGGAGCCCGGCAAGAGCCCCAGAACACUAUCCUUUGGCUGUGGGGCACGUGUGUGCCUGGGAGAGCCUCUGGCACAACUGGAGCUCUUUGUGAUACUGGCACACCUGCUCCAGGCCUUCACGCUGCUGCCACCACCAGAUGGCACCCUGCCCUCCCUGAAGCCCCAGAAUUAUUCUGGUGUCAAUCUCUUGAUUCAUCCCUUCCAGGUGCGGCUGCAGCCCAGGAACCUGGCGCCACAAGACCAGGGCCAGAGCCCGUUGACAGGAUAGGACCAGUGCCAGCCUUGUGCCUCAGUUUCUCCUU
This is a messenger RNA of Cricetulus griseus (Chinese hamster), 1696 nucleotides long. The record is from RefSeq and is a predicted model, not a curated record. Lineage: Eukaryota; Metazoa; Chordata; Mammalia; Rodentia; Cricetidae.